Molecule: messenger RNA, 597 nt
Organism: Funneliformis caledonium
Lineage: Eukaryota; Fungi; Glomeromycota; Glomeromycetes; Glomerales; Glomeraceae
Source: the annotation of a GenBank genome assembly
AUGGAAUUUAAACCAAGCGAAACUGUUUUACGGGAUUAUGAAAAAGCUUUCGAGGUGGUACAAAAGGAGAAGAGACGAAUCAAAACAGAUAUUCACAAUAAACUUUUACAGGCAAUACAAGCGAUCGAGGAUGUUGGUUCAAGUGUCCAAAGCGAUAGUAAUAAAUCAUUGAAGGACCUAGAAGAGGAACAUCAUAAAAUAUAUUUGAGCAAGAUAAACCUAUCCGAGAAAUUGGAGUUUACGAAUCAACUUUAUCGUUUGUCAUUCGGACAAUUUCAACAAGAAAGUGAAUCUAAACCUUUCAACAAAAAUUAUGAAGAAGCAUGGGUAAAGGAUAUGCAAAAUUUGGAUAAGGAAUUUCUAAAUACUCCAUAUACGAUUCAAAAGAUGUCAACCGUGUGGACUGAUGAAAAUUAUGAAAGUGAUAAAAUUCUUACGAAAUGGUAUUGGCAAUUGAAAGCGUAUUUAAACGACCUUCCUGCUAAACAAAAUUUGACAACUUCUGGUAAUGAAUGCAUACACGUAUCUGUUAGUAUUAUGUUUUUAUAUCUUGAUCUAAAUGGUUUCUCGGAUACGAAAAGAAAUUUUGCUCGUUGA